Molecule: messenger RNA, 640 nt
Organism: Dothidotthia symphoricarpi CBS 119687
Lineage: Eukaryota; Fungi; Ascomycota; Dothideomycetes; Pleosporales; Dothidotthiaceae
Exons: 4
Coding region: 22-336 (104 amino acids)
Biological process (GO): negative regulation of ATP-dependent activity
Cellular component (GO): mitochondrion
Molecular function (GO): ATPase inhibitor activity
Source: RefSeq, a predicted model, not a curated record
CCCCCCCACAAAACCGCCACAAUGCUCCGCACAUCCAUCAUCAAGAGCGCCCGCGCCGUCGCCGCCCCGCGCUACUUCUCGGCGUCCGCGCUCCGCAUGGCUGAGGGCUCAACGGGCUCGGGAAUCUCGCGCGCUACCGGCUCUGCGGGCGGCGAUGCGUUCACCAAGCGCGAAGCUGCGUCUGAGGAGCUGUACAUCCGCCAGGAAGAGAAGGCAAAGCUCCUCGCCAUCAAGGAGAAGCUCAAGCAGCAGAGACAGCACAUUGAGGAUCUGGACAAGCACAUCGACGACGUGAUCAAGGAGGGCGAGUCCUCGGGCCAGGGCGAGCAAAAGUAAGCACGACCCCAGUGCGACCAUGGGAAUAUAUAUACAUGUACAAACAGCUUCGGGCUGACCCGUUCGGUCUCGUCUAGCUACUGAAAACGUGACAAAAAAACACGUUCAAUGAAUUCUUUCUGAGUCCACGAAAUUGCCAUGAUUUGGGUCAGAGUGUAGACCGAAAGCGAAAAGUGUGUUCAUUCUCGUUUUCCAAAUUUUUCCUGACUAACGAGAUUGCUAUGAUAUGGGUUAAAAGUUGUAAAUGCAGAUCGAUUGACAUGUGUUCGUUCUCGUUUUCCAAUACAUACCAUUUCUUAAACAU